GUUGGCCCCGGGAUUCCUGUCGGCCCUCUGGCUCCAUUGGUGCCCGUCCCUAGGCCUGUUGUGGCCCCUCCCAAAGUGAACCCCACGGUCAUCCAGGCGGCCCCUACUGUGUAUUCUGCCCCGCCGGUGAAGAAGCAAGAGGAGGAGCAUCGAGAGCCCCCGCCCCCUGUGGUAGAGGAGAAGGAGCCGGUCGGGCUGGAGGAGCCGGUGAUUGGUCCCAGCAUGCCAGAGGCGGAGCCUGUUCCGCUGGUGGACCUGAGUCGGCUCCCUUCGCUGCGCGCACAUGAGCCUCCGCCCGCCCGCGGGAAGCGCCCCCGAGGACCUGACUCUGGCUUCGUACCCGUCGAG
Messenger RNA from Gekko japonicus, 348 nucleotides. RefSeq names its product RNA-binding protein 42-like. The transcript is spliced from 2 exons. The annotation marks the transcript as partial. The record is from RefSeq and is a predicted model, not a curated record. Lineage: Eukaryota; Metazoa; Chordata; Lepidosauria; Squamata; Gekkonidae.